Messenger RNA from Leptopilina boulardi, 2274 nucleotides. RefSeq names its product aminopeptidase Q-like. Gene Ontology annotation, biological process: peptide catabolic process; proteolysis. Gene Ontology annotation, molecular function: peptide binding; metalloaminopeptidase activity; zinc ion binding. The transcript has 9 exons. Gene Ontology annotation, cellular component: cytoplasm. Lineage: Eukaryota; Metazoa; Arthropoda; Insecta; Hymenoptera; Figitidae. The coding region runs from base 83 to 2221 and encodes 712 amino acids. The record is from RefSeq and is a predicted model, not a curated record.
CAAUACGCAAAUUGACAUUCAGUUAUUAAAUUUUUUCUAAUCAAUAUUUUUUUAGUGUAAAAUAUUUAAAAUCAUAUUAAGGAUGUGGUACUACAAUUUAAUUUUAAUGUCAAUUUUCAUCAAUUUUUCUUAUCAAUUAAAUAAAAAUAAUAAUAAUAAUAAUUAUUAUCGGCUACCAAAUAACACAAAACCUUAUCGUUAUCAAAUACAAUUAAUACCGCACAUGACAUCAAAAGAAUUGUCAUUUGAGGGUGAAUCAAAAAUUUUUCUCGAAAUUUUUGAAUCCACAAAAAAUUUAACAUUAAAUUCAUUAAAACUUGUUUAUUAUGAGGAAAGUACAAAAUUAAUUGGUGAUGAAGUUUUUAAGCCAAAACAACAUAUUUUGAAAGAAGAUGGUGAAUUUUUGAUUCUCAAUUUUCACAAUUACAUUGAACCGGGUCUUUAUUUUCUUUAUUUGAAAUAUAAAGGCUUAUUAAAUACAAUGCCAAUGGGAUUUUUUAAGGAUUAUUAUUAUACUGAUGAUAAUCAACAAAUAUUAUUGGCGGCAACGCAAUUUGAAACGACAUUUGCUCGAUUGGCAUUUCCCUGUUGGGAUGAGCCGGCAUUAAAAGCAACUUUUGAUUUAUCAAUAAAACAUUUUCCAAAUUACACGGCCCUAUCAAAUAUGCCACUCAAGGAAAAAGUGGAUGAAACAAAAAUUGAUGGAAAAAUUUGGUCAAUAUUUGAAACAACACCUGAAAUUUCAACAUAUUUAAUGUCAUUUACAAUUUCAGAUUUUGAAAAAAUUUCCAACAGCGAAGGAAAUUUUUCUGUUUGGUCACAUAAAGAAACACUUAAGUAUUUAUCACAUUCUUAUGAAAUUGGAAUGAAGACAUUUCCAAUUUUAGAAAAAUAUACUGAAAUUGAAUAUAAUUUGCCAAAAAUGGACGUUAUUGGUGUACCGGGACUUCGAUUUGGAGCAAUGGAAAAUUGGGGAUUAAUUAUCGUAAUGGAACAUCACCUUCUAACUUAUAAUCAGUCGACUGAUCUGGAAAAAUUUACCACAUCCACAAUAAUGGUUCAUGAAAUUGCACAUCAGUGGUUUGGAAAUUUGGUAACGCCAGCUUGGUGGGAAGAUGUUUGGAUAACCGAGGGACUUGCUACCUAUAUGCACUAUUUUAUCCUCUCCAAGGUGAUGAAUUACCCGAGGAUUAUGGAUUAUUUUGUAGUGGAAAAUAAUUUUUUAAAAGUUUUCUCCACGGAAAAUCACCAGGCAACUGAAGCCAUCUAUCGAGAUAUUAAUAAUUCAAGGGAAACAAUAAUACAUUUGUCAACAGUUCACGAUAAAGCCGCGACAGUAAUGCACAUGAUAAGUGGUUUAGUGUCAGAAGAAGUCUUUCAUUUAGGAAUUAAGAAGAUGCUGCAAAAAUAUAAAUAUAAAACAAUAACAACCAACAAUUUUUGGAGUACAAUGCAAGAAGCAAUGGAUGAAUCCAAAAUGCCAUUCAAUAAUUUUGACAUAAAAUUGCAUCUAGAUGGAUAUAUAUCACAAGUUGGUUAUCCAAUAAUUAAUGUUACGAGAAAUUAUGAAAGUGGAAUAAUAAAAUUGACACAAACAUCCGACAGAAUAGAUUGUAAAUAUUUCGAUUGCAAUGUAGUGCACAAAAAAUGGUGGGUUCCAAUUAAUUUUGCAACAAUGUCCAAUCCAAAUUUCUCGUCAAGUGCUGCCACCUAUUGGAUGGAACCAAAGCAGAAAGAAUUAAUUAUUGACGGAGUGGAUCCACACGAUUGGUACAUUAUCAAUAAAGAAUGCGUUGGUUUCUAUCGAGUGAAUUAUGAUACAAAAAAUUGGAAUCGAAUAAUAAAAUACAUGAAUUCGCCGGACUUUAAAAAUAUUCACGUCUUAAAUCGAGCAAAACUUUUGGAUGAUGUCUAUUUUUUUGUUAUAAACAAUAAACUUGAAAAAAAGUUAAUGCUCGAUUUGACAGCCUAUUUAAUUCAGGAGGAUGACUAUAUUCCUUGGAAAAGAGCUGAAUCAAUAUUUUUCUAUAUUUUACGAUCUCGAUCAGGAAAAACUGCCGAAAAUAAGCAAUUUAUUUUACGUUUGGUUCAACCAAUGAUUGAUAAAAUUGGAGUGAAAGCAAAACUAAAUGAUGACUUCUUUACAAGUUUAAAACGUAAUCUUGGCCUGUCGUGGAUUUGCAGAGUUUCAAGACGUCAUUGCGAUGACAUUGAUAUGUAAAUCCUCUAUGUGUUCACGUAACAUAAGAAAUAAAUUUGACUAAAAAAAAUUUU